This is a messenger RNA of Cynara cardunculus var. scolymus (artichoke), 1769 nucleotides long. RefSeq names its product sulfoquinovosyl transferase SQD2-like. Lineage: Eukaryota; Viridiplantae; Streptophyta; Magnoliopsida; Asterales; Asteraceae. Gene Ontology annotation, biological process: glycolipid biosynthetic process; sulfolipid biosynthetic process. The record is from RefSeq and is a predicted model, not a curated record. The transcript is spliced from 11 exons. Gene Ontology annotation, molecular function: UDP-sulfoquinovose:DAG sulfoquinovosyltransferase activity. Gene Ontology annotation, cellular component: chloroplast envelope. Bases 67 to 1602 code for a protein of 511 amino acids.
UUCAAUUCAAAUUUCCUCAAAUAAAACCCACAAUCUCUGUCUACUCUUUCCCCAUUUACUACAAUCAUGCCAACAUCGCUAAUCUCUUUGAACCCAUCUAUCUCUCUUCCAUCAUCCUCUGCAUCUGCAUCUUCAUCUUCGUCUUCCAUUGUUACCAGUUCAAGAAUUUCUUGUUUCUAUGCUUUUAGACAAAAACCCAUCUGUUUUACCCCCUCCAAGCCUCGAUUCUUUCGUUAUGAACGAAGAAUAACAACACCCAUCAUAGUUUCUUCAGCUAAACAAGUGACGAUUGAGGAAUUGAGAAAAGAUGAUGAAGAGGGUCCUCCUUCUCAAGUUGAAUCUGAGGUUACUACUAAACCUAGGCGUAUUGCUCUCUUUGUUGAGCCCUCUCCCUUUGCGUAUGUUUCCGGGUACAAGAAUCGGUUUCAGAACUUCAUUAAAUAUCUACGCGAGAUGGGAGAUGAGGUGAUGGUCAUAACAACUCAUGAAGGGGUGCCUCAAGAGUUUCACGGAGCAAAAUUGGUUGGCUCACGAAGCUUCCCUUGCCCAUGGUACCAAAAUGUGCCACUUUCUCUUGCAUUGAGCCCUAGAAUCAUCAAUGAGGUUAAACAAUUUAAGCCUGACAUCAUCCACGCAUCAUCUCCGGGUAUUAUGGUUUUCGGCGCACUCGCUAUUGCCAAAAUGUUGUGUGUUCCUAUUGUCAUGUCCUAUCAUACGCAUGUCCCCGUUUACAUACCAAGAUACACAUUUAGCUGGCUCGUCAAACCUAUGUGGUUAGUUUUAAAGUUUCUUCACAGGGCAGCUGAUCUCACAUUGGUGCCAUCGGCUGCUAUUGCAAAGGAUCUUCGACAAGCAAGAGUAACAGCCGCUAACAAAAUCCGUCUAUGGAAUAAGGGCGUUGACUCAGAGAGUUUCAAUCCCAUUUUCCGUUCUCAAGAAAUGCGAGUUCGACUAACCAACGGUGAACCUGAUCGGCCAUUGAUUGUACAUGUUGGUCGUAUUGGUGUCGAGAAGAGCUUAGAUUUCCUUAAAAGUGUCAUGGAAAAGAUCCCGGAGGCAAGGAUAGCGUUCAUUGGAGAUGGUCCAUAUAGGGAGGACUUGGAGAAGUUAUUCGUAGGCAUGCCGGCCGUAUUCACGGGUACGUUACAAGGUGACGAGCUAUCUCAAGCAUACGCUAGUGGUGACGUAUUCGUAAUGCCAUCAGAAUCCGAAACACUCGGCCUAGUUGUCCUUGAAGCCAUGUCAUCCGGGCUGCCUGUGGUGGCUGCCCGAGCUGGCGGGAUACCCGACAUCAUUCCCGAAGAACAAGAGGGCAAAACUGGGUACCUCUACACUCCCGGAGAUCUCGACGACUGCUUAAACAAACUGGUCCCUCUCUUGCAUGAUGCCAAGUUACGAGAGAAUAUCGGGCAGGCUGCCCGUGUGGAGAUGGAGAAGUUCGAUUGGCGAGCGGCCACAAAGAUGAUUCGGAACCAACAGUAUAACGCGGCGAUAUGGUUUUGGAGGAAGAAGCGAGCUCAGCUACUGAAACCGGUGCAAUGGGUAUCAAAAAUCUUUUUCCCGAUUCAACGUCGUCAGAAGUUAACCGCAGGUGAGUUGUGAUCCGUGUCGAUAAUGUCGCUAAUUGUUAUCGAUUGUAUUGAUUAUGAUAAUUUGUAUGAUAUGGACUUCAUAGGUGUUAUGUAUGAUUUUUUAGCAUCAUAUUUGUUAGAAUUGUGGUGAGAUUGAUGAAUGGUGAAGAUCACAAUUUACUAUUGUUUUCGUUUAUA